GGACUGGACCCCCAAGCCCUCCUUCCAUGCCCCAGGCCUGCUCUAGGGGACACCCACCUGGCCAGUGCCCAUGAGAAGAGCAGAGGAAGGAAGAGCUAAACCCCAGCUGCGCUCCUGAGCCAGGGCCAGGGCUCCCCGUGAACCGGCUGCACGCUCCAGCUCCGCAUGCCUAAUAGGCUAUUUAAGGAGCUGUUCGCCAGCAACCCAGGCAGCACCCCACCACCACCACGUACACUCAUCCAGAGCCACCUUAAAAGCGGGAGGCAAUUGUGAAGUCACCGGCCAGCAAGUGGAGUGAAGACUGUAGAGGUAGAUUAAAUAAGAGAGAGAGGAAGCGAGACAUUUGUCCCAGGGAUCCCAAACCCUACGCUAUCCUGAAAACCAAAUCCCCUGGAAGCCCACAGAGACACAGAGACAGCUAGAGAAAAAGAGAUAAAUAAAAUCAGCUCAGCUCCAAGAAACUCCUCUCUCACUCUUUCCCGCUCUGUCCCUCCCUCCCUCUCUGUCGUCCCCCCCCCCCACCCCCGUUUCUUGGCCAACCCUAGCCCUCUAUUCCCCAAACUCCCAGUACCUGCUUCUUCCGGGGAUACCAUGUUGUUCUUCACUCUCCUGCUGGAGGUGAUUUGGAUCCUGGCUGCUGAAGGGGGUCAACACUGGACAUACGAGGGCCCACAUGGUCAAGACCACUGGCCAGCCUCUUACCCUGAAUGUGGAAGCAAUGCCCAAUCCCCCAUCAAUAUCCAGACAGACAGUGUGACUUUCGAUCCUGAGUUACGUCCCCUGCAGCCCCAUGGAUAUGACCAGCCUAGCACUGAGCCUUUGGACCUGCACAAUAAUGGCCACACAGUGCAACUCUCUCUGCCCUCUACCAUGUAUCUGGAGGGACUUCCCCGAAAAUAUGUAGCUGCCCAGCUCCACCUGCACUGGGGCAAGACAGGAUCACUGGGUGGAUCAGAGCACCAGAUCAACAGUGAAGCCACCGCUGCUGAGCUCCACAUUGUACAUUAUGAUUCUGAUUCCUAUGACAGCUUGAGUGAGGCUGCUCCAAAGCCCCAGGGGCUGGCUGUCUUGGGCAUCCUCAUUGAGGUGGGUGAGACCAAGAAUCCAGUUUAUGAACACAUUCUGAGUCACUUGCAUGAAAUUAGGCAUAAAGAUCAGAAGACUUUGGUGCCUCCCUUCAACGUGGGAGAGUUGCUCCCCCCACGGCGGGACCAGUUCUUUCGCUACAACGGCUCACUCACCACACCCCCCUGCUAUCAGAGUGUGCUGUGGACAGUCUUCAACCAAAGGGCUCAGAUCUCGGUGGAACAGCUGAAAGAGCUUCAGGAGACGUUGUUUUCCACGGAAGAGGAGCCCUCUAAGCUCCUGGUACAGAACUACCGAGCCCCCCAGCCUCUCAAUCAGCGAACAGUCUCUGCGUCUUUCAUCCAAGUGCAAUCCUCCUAUACUACAGGCGAAAUGCUGAGUCUAGGAGUGGGAAUCUUAGUUGGCUGUCUUUGCCUUCUACUGGCUGUUUAUUUCAUCGCUAGGAAGAUCCGGAAGAAGAGGCUGGGAAAUGGGAAAAGUGUGGUCUUCACCUCAGCACCAGCCACAGAGGCGUAGAUCCCCUCUCCCGACCCCCAACCCCCGCCCCAUUGCCAACAUCAUGGAUGCCUUCCCCUUGUGCCAAUCGGAGAGCUUCUAAAAUGAGGUGCAGGGGCUGGUCAGAAAAUACUCUAAGAGUAGUGGGCAGAGACACCUCCUUCCUCCAGACAGCCCCUACAGAGAGGCACAGACAGGCACUGGUUCAUGGACUAAGCAGAGCCUUCGACCUCUCGAAGUGUACAGAUCAGGACAACCCUAUGUUGACAAUGCAGAUGGCAAAUUGUGUUUAGCUGUGGAGGAAGUUGGGGAUGUACCUCCCAAAGUCCUCCACCCCCUUACCUUUAUGUCUUUUCCCCCAGAUAUAGGGCAGGACCUCCCCUUAGGAAAAAGAGCUGCUGCUGUUGGGGGUUUAUUUUUCUUUUUUCUUUUUUUUUUUUUUUUUUGCUCAAUAUAUCUGGAAAUGAAAAUUUCUAAUCCCACCUCUGGUCUUCCUUUGGGGCUCUUGAGAGUGGAGGAGUUCCUUAAUCCCUCAGGUGGCAGAGGUUGGCAAAGGACAGGGGAAAAGAAGCAUAGGUAAAUGACUCUUUUUACCCCAGUCCAGCAAGGGGAGAUCUGCCUCUGGAAAAUACUUAACCCAAAGUUCCUGACAUGUGAGAGCGCCAGCCCAGAUUUCUGUCCUCAUACCAAAGCUAUGCUGGAGGGAAUCAGAGGUUGCCAGAUAAGGCAGGAGGUUGGAUAAGAGAUGUGGGAGGGCAGAGGUUUCGAUUAACAUGUUAUCCCCUCCCUUAAAAGCCAAGUUCCCCCACAAUUAUAAAGUCCUUUUUAUUAGUCAAAAUCACAAUCACCUUGAUUAAAAGGAUGCAAUAUGCCAUCCUCAGCAGAAAAUGGUACAGUUUAUAGAAAACCU
This is a messenger RNA of Mustela lutreola (European mink), 2491 nucleotides long. RefSeq names its product carbonic anhydrase 14 (gene CA14). The coding region runs from base 592 to 1602 and encodes 336 amino acids. NCBI's taxonomy places the organism in Eukaryota, Metazoa, Chordata, Mammalia, Carnivora, Mustelidae. Gene Ontology annotation, molecular function: zinc ion binding; carbonate dehydratase activity. Gene Ontology annotation, cellular component: plasma membrane. The transcript is spliced from 11 exons. The record is from RefSeq and is a predicted model, not a curated record.